Molecule: messenger RNA, 932 nt
Organism: Mytilus californianus (California mussel)
Lineage: Eukaryota; Metazoa; Mollusca; Bivalvia; Mytilida; Mytilidae
Product: calmodulin-A-like
Exons: 5
Coding region: 203-661 (152 amino acids)
Molecular function (GO): enzyme regulator activity; calcium ion binding
Source: RefSeq, a predicted model, not a curated record
AAUUAAAAAUAGUAUACCAUUUUUUCAUAACUGUUAUUAGUGUAAUAUACAUUCGGACACUAUUAAAUUCUAUUUGUUCCUAUAGAACUAUCAUAAGAAGAUGAUAUCAUGAAUGAGUUCAUAAAUAAAACUGCUGCAUUACAUAUUCUGAUGAACUGAUUCAACAACUUUCAUUAACUAGAGGACCACAAGAGACAUCAAAAUGGUUGAGAACUUGACGCCAGAACAAAUUCAAGAAUAUCGCGAAGCAUUUAAAAUGUUUGAUAAGGAUGGCGAUGGUACCAUAACAACAAAAGAACUUGGAACAAUUAUGAGGUCAUUAGGUCAAAACCCAACGAAUCAGGAGUUAGAAGAUAUGGUUAAUGAGGUUGACGUUGAUGGAAACGGUGAAAUAGAUUUUGAGGAGUUCGUUAUGAUGAUGUCAAAAAAAGUUCAAGACGCUGACACUGAGAAAGAACUUAAGGAAGCAUUUAGUGUUUUUGAUCAAGAUGGAGAUGGGUUUAUAAAUACAAAAGAACUAAAACAGGUGAUGGCUAAUUUAGGAGAGGAUUUAGCAGACGAAGAUGUAAUGGCUAUGAUAAAGGAAGCAGACAAAGACGGAGAUGGCAAGAUUAAUUUUUCAGAAUUCUUUUAUAUGAUGACAUGCGAUGAACUAAAGUAAUUAGAUCGCAUGAAACAACUAGAGGCAGCAAUAUUAUUGAACGAUUUGUUUAAAUUAUGAAUGAAGAUGUAAAAAAUGUAAUCAAUAGAUUGAGUCUCACAUUUAAAUUGUUUAAUGUGUUUAAAUGUAUUUGUGAAACGAAGUUGUUUUAAUGUCAACAUUGUUUGCUAAAUAUACAUAAUCGUUUGCAUAUUUGAAACAGACAUUGAAUUAUUUGUAAAAUUGUGUAUGCAUUUUUGUUUGUAUAUUCAAUAUCGUUGUUUUAAAUCGC